AUGUAUAUGUAGUAAUAUAGUAAUAAAUAAAGUAUAACUAUAGUAUAGCCCAUUUGGGCAGCAUCCUUAAAAUUUGUGAGGUUUACAAAAUGGCCACCAAACAAAAAACACACAAAACUGGAGGUAAAAAGAUGAACAAUUCUGAAUAUCAAGUACUUCAUAAUGAUCAGAAAGAGGUUAAUAUUCCUAGAGCAAUUGCGCGAAUCUGGGGUUUGAUAUCUGGAAUUUCUUUUAUAAGCAAUGGUGGAUACCUUCUGACAGAAUCAGAUCGCGAGUCUAAGAAAUGUGUAAUCUCUGGUGCUUUAAUGAUUAUAUGGGGAUUGGUUAUUAUUAUUAUGGAAUGCAUGUGUUGCUUGUGUGCUGGUAAAACAAGAUGUUGUGAAAAGAUAGACAACUCGUUUCCUUUUUGGUUAAAAGGUCUUAUCUAUAUAAUAUCGACCUUUCCAGUAAUGAUAUUGUGUUUUGGAACAAAAACGCUAGUAUCGUCUGUUAUGGUUAUCUUUUUGGGAAUUAUUUAUUUGUUUCUUGCAUGCUUAGUAAGAAGCAAUAGAUAUCAGCGUCUCAAUUCACUUGCCCAACAACGUUUUCGUGAACAACAAAUUGCUGCAAAACUUUCGUAUGAAACCUAUUCUGCCACAAAUAACAUUUUAAAUACAAUUAAACCUAAGAACUAACUGGAUUGAAGCUUAAUUAAAACUAUUUUUCUCUGUUUUUACAAUUUUAGACAAGUAGAUUAAAUAAAGGCUUUUGAAGAUAGUUCGGAUAAAGUGAAAAGUCUGACCUUGUUAAAUUUUUAUAUAAACUGACUAUUUGUGUGAUUCAUUUUUUAUUUGAUUGAUUAGGAAUUAUUUGCAUCAUUGUUAAGAAAUAUUUUUUACUUGAAUGU
Hydra vulgaris (swiftwater hydra) is the source of this 886-nucleotide messenger RNA. Its product is annotated as calcium channel flower. Gene Ontology annotation, cellular component: membrane. The record is from RefSeq and is a predicted model, not a curated record. NCBI's taxonomy places the organism in Eukaryota, Metazoa, Cnidaria, Hydrozoa, Anthoathecata, Hydridae. Gene Ontology annotation, biological process: vesicle-mediated transport.